AUGGCAUCAGCUACAGCAUCGAGCUCGCGCUCGCCUAUCCCGCCAGACCUCGUCGCUGUCCACGCCUCGUUCCAGCGGUACGGCCAAGAUGUCAUCACUCACCAAAUCCCACGCUUGCAAUCCUGCAAGAGCGCAUCGCUCCUCACCGACUACGAGGCCGAGAUCAUCUCCUCAAUUGACGGCCUCAAGCGACAAGUCACCGAUCUCAAAUUUGCCGUUGACGAAGCCGAGUCUGACGCGGAGCGUCGCGAGAUCGCCUCUUUAGCCGCUUCCUCGAGUCAACAGCUCGAAGAAAUCAGGCAAUUGACGCGCAAAUCCCUCCUCGCAGCGCGGCGUAGCAUCGAGUCCGCACGCACCGCCGACGCCCGUGCCGGUCUCCAGCUCGCCGCCGACAACGCCAAGGAGCGCACUGGCGGCCGCCCCGGCUCUUCGGGUGAAGACAAACUUAUGACCGCCUCCCAAGAUGUGACCGAUGCCCUCCGUCGCACCGUCUCGCUCAUGUCCUCCGAACUCGAAAAAUCAGCCAUGUCCUCCCAGCUGCUCGAAGAGAGCUCUCAGACACUGUCCAGUUUGUCGUUCCAGUACGGAUCGCUGACGACGCUCAUGACCAAUUCGGCCAAGAUGAUCAAGACGAUGGAGAGGGAGGAUUUGAUCGGAAAGGGCAUGGUCGCGCUAUCGAUGCUGUUCUUCUUGGGAUGUGUCGGGUGGAUCGUUUAUGUGCGGCUGAUUAGUAAAGGCAUUGGGCUGGUGGGUUGGAUGUUCAGGCUGUUCGGGCUGGAUAAGCUUUUAGGAGGGAUGGCGGGGAGAGGAGGAGAGGAUGUCAAGGAGAAGGCCGGACUGCUGAAGGAGACAGCGAAAGAAGUGUUAAGCAGCAAGAUAAUUGCAGAUGCGGCAACGGCAGUCACCGCUGCCGUGACAGCGAUCACCUCAGCCGUCUCGGCAGCUACAGCAGGUGCGGCAGCACAGACAGGCUCAGCGAAGCAGCGAGUGGAAGAGAAGGUCAUGGAUUUGCAAGACGACCUGGAACAGCUAACGGAGACCGUUAUGCAGCAGAGACCAGCAGUAGACGAAGCAAAGUUGCCAAAGACUCGUCAGAACACGCUCCCUGUCGAGCAUGUCGAGUUGUAA
Kalmanozyma brasiliensis GHG001 is the source of this 1128-nucleotide messenger RNA. Its product is annotated as Sec20. The transcript has 2 exons. Gene Ontology annotation, molecular function: SNAP receptor activity. NCBI's taxonomy places the organism in Eukaryota, Fungi, Basidiomycota, Ustilaginomycetes, Ustilaginales. The record is from RefSeq and is a predicted model, not a curated record. Gene Ontology annotation, cellular component: SNARE complex; endoplasmic reticulum. Bases 1 to 1128 code for a protein of 375 amino acids. Gene Ontology annotation, biological process: retrograde vesicle-mediated transport, Golgi to endoplasmic reticulum.